Molecule: messenger RNA, 1361 nt
Organism: Drosophila subobscura
Lineage: Eukaryota; Metazoa; Arthropoda; Insecta; Diptera; Drosophilidae
Product: mucin-5AC-like
Exons: 4
Coding region: 26-1219 (397 amino acids)
Source: RefSeq, a predicted model, not a curated record
GCAUUUGAAUCAGUUUUCAGUUAAAAUGCAAAAGAUUACUGCCAUUUUGGCCAUCGCUUGCGGCCUAUUAGCUUUCGUGUCGGCACAAAAGUGCCAGGAGUGUCAGAGCGGGAACUCUGCCUACUGUCAUAGUCAGACCGAAUAUAGAAAUUGCAUGCAAAACAAUCCCAUUGGCGACAUCGUAUCGUGUGACAGCGGCUACGUUUGCAGCAACACCGAGGAUGUCUGCGUGUUGAGUUAUCUUGUGGAUGGAUCUAGUGUGCUGGACGUGUGCGGUGCACCCGGUGGCAACGGUGACGACUGUGAGGUCUGCAGCGGCAGCAACAAGUACAGCUGCGUCAGCAAGACCCAAUUUGUGCGAUGUGUCGAUCAGCAGGCAUCCACCGCUAAUGUUUAUAGCUGCGCCACGGAUGAGAUUUGUGUGAUUGAGGCACUCGCCACCCACGGCACCCUCUGUGUGCCCACCUGCGCCGCCACCUUCUUGAACGAGACGGCGACAUGCAGCAAUAGUGAUUAUGUGGCACCCCCAAACCCAACGAUACCCACUUUGGAUGAGCAGGUGGAGGCCUGCAAAGAGGCAGCUGAACUGCCUGCCAAUUCGAACUUCCCUUACUUCUAUACGAGAUACACCAACGACGCAACAUGCAGUAGCUAUCUGUACUGCGAGAAGAUCAGUAGCGUCGCGUGGCUAGCCAUCCUAUACAACUGCAAUGGGGCAGAACCAUUCUUCGACUCGGCCUCCUCCAGAUGUGUGGCCAUUCGACCGGAGGACUGCGCAGCAACAACUACGAGUAACCCGCAGGAACCGACAACUUCUUCCUCUGCAGGGCCAACAGAGAGUACAACUACCGCUGGGCCUACAACGAGUGGUCCAUCGGAACCAACAGAGUCUUCUACCAGUUCUAACUCUGAAACUCCAGCUUCAACAGUACCUACAAGUGGUCCACAGGAACCAACAGAGUCUUCCACAAGCUCUAGCGCCGAAGCGUCUUCAGAAACUCCAGCUUCAACAGUAUCUACCAGGGACCCGCAGGAACCAACAGAAUCUUCUACAAGCUCUAAUUCCGAAUCGCCAUCUGAAGCUUCAUCUACCCUUGCACCUACAACGAGUAGUCCACAGGAACCAACAGAGUCUUCCACUAGUUCUAACUCCGCAGCGUCCGAUGAAACUCCAGCUACCACAGGAUCUACAACGAGUGCACCAGAAAACCAACCAUAGUAAGCAAUGAAUCCAUCCGUAGACUGUAGAAAUGCCAGUGAGAAAUGUUACAAAAAUCCCAUCGGACUACGGUAAACAUUUGACUAAAGUUUUAUUGUAAAAAUUCACACUAAUUAAAAGAAGGCCAAUUACUUAUAACAAA